Parasteatoda tepidariorum (common house spider) is the source of this 2324-nucleotide messenger RNA. RefSeq lists its product as uncharacterized. The record is from RefSeq and is a predicted model, not a curated record. NCBI's taxonomy places the organism in Eukaryota, Metazoa, Arthropoda, Arachnida, Araneae, Theridiidae.
GUAAAGAACAUUUUUUUUAUCUAGUGUCAAUUAGAGGAAAUUUGCAAACGCUUACAUUUUACUAAGUUUUUCGUUUGUUACUGUUUUGUGUUAGUUGGUUUUAAUAUUAACUUUGACAAAAUUAAUCUAGCUUUUAAGAACAAAUCAAUACAAAGCAAAAAAAAGUUGAAGAAUGGGUCCUCGGAGAAACAUGAAAAUGUUCAAAGCAGCUUGCCUUUAUUUUAUAUUCCUUGGACUUCUGGCCAUGUUUUUUCUUAUAUCUAAAAUGCCAGAAACUCUAACUCUAAUAUGUUUUCUUACGUGUUGUGCAGGACUUUUACUUGAAGUGAUCUAUGGCUUUUAUCUAAUCUGGUGUUCUCUGGUUCAGAAAGCAAACCAUCGAUUACACGAAAGAGCACCCCUACUGGUGAUGAGUACGGAUUUAGAAGCUCAAUAUAACCAUGGAAAUUCUUUCAGAAGUACCUCUCAGACUCUCAGGCGAAGUUCUCCAGUAAACAUUCCAAGCCAAACGCGUGUUCAACAUAACGAAAGUUUCAUACCAUGGUUGCCCUCGAGACCCUGCUUGGCUUCACUGCCAUGGAUGGAUUCAAGUUUAACGUCAAAGUAUUUAGAUGAUAGGCAGAAAAAUGUCUCGCAUGAAAGGCGGUACACCUUGUCUGAAAAUGUACCUAUAAAUGACUUGGAUGAAACGCUGCGAAUAUUAAGGAAUCACACCUUAUCUGAAAGUGCUGCUUAUGACUUAGAAGAGGUGUGAUUUCUGUUGUUCAUAUAUCAGGGACUAAUAUAGGGGUGACAGGACAUAUAUACAAUAAAGGACAUCCAUACAGGGUCAUUAUAAUAUUGGAGAGUGACCUUAAAUGUUCAAAUUCGGGAAGGGAGGUAGAGAAGAUCAAAAUGAUGACUAACUAUAUCAACACGUGACCGGGAAUGUCACCAUGAGCCAUUUGGUGAGCUGCACUACUGUGAACUGUUUUUAUUUAAAAUUGAUUCAAAUAAAUUUAGUAUUUGCUGUUUUAUUUACUUUACUACUUAACUUAACUUGACAAUGAGGAAACUUAACUUGACAAUGUAGCUAAAUCAAUGCAAUUACGCAGCUAUUUUUGUGCUUAUUUGGAUACAAUUUUGAUAAGAAUUAUUUGAAAACAUAAAAUUAACAUAAUACAGAUAAAUAAAUACACCAAUUCAAUGGUACGCGAAAAAACGGCUCAAAAUAUUAAAGUGCUCAUAGCGGCAUACGAUGGUAUUUCCGAUUGUGGGGUGUAAUACAAAUGGAUGGCCUUUUUAUGGUUCUCUACCUCCCCUCAAAAUUAGUACCAGUAUAUAUAUUGGACACCCUGAAGUUUCUCCAAGUACGGUUAGGUAGAAGAAUCGAAAUGAACCAAAAUAUUUUUUUUUAAUUCUUGAAAAAACGAUGAUUUAUCAUGAUCUGAAAAUAAGCCAAAAGAAUGAAAUAUUUGAUGAAAAGGAAACUGGGUCUAAAGUAAGCAUAAUCAUUGAUGAAACAUUGUAAAAAAUGUUUUAAAAACACUGAAUCGAGAAUGUAAGGUUUUAAUAUAAUUAGGCAAGGUACUGUUUAAACUACAAAUAAUUUGAAAAUUUGCUUUUAUUUUCUCUAGAUGAAGUUUAGAUUAAUUUACCAAGGAAUUGCAAUGAUGCUCAAUUUUCUGCAAGUUUCAUAAAUUUUGCUGAACGAUAAUCAUUUAAAAUUUUUAUUAUUAUUGAUUAUUUCACUAAACAAAUGCAAUGAUGCUAAAUUUCCUAGUAAGUUUAUUCAUUAUGUCAGCAAAGCAAAUGCAAUAAUGCUUCUUUUGUAUUUUAUUAACUGUGAUACAAUUGUUUUUUAAUUUAAAUGCAAUAAUGUUUCAUUUAGUAUAUUUUUACGUUUCUUGUUAAGUAUAUAUCUUUAAACUAUUAUUUACUCGAAAAAUACAAUGAGACAUUUUUCAUCAAUGUUGCUCACUGAUACUAAUUUAUAAUUUGUAUCAUUAUAGAGUACUUCACAAAUGCAAUAAUGUUAAAUUUCUAUGUAAUUUUAUUCAUAAUGUCAGCUAGUAAUUACAACACUGCUCCAAAUCAUUUGUAUUUUACUUACUAGUAUAUAAUUGUGCUUUUUUAGUGCAAUAUUGUUUCAUUUAAUGUAUUUUUACGUGUUUCCUGUUAAAACUAUUUCCAUAAAUUAUUUAUCCUAUUUAUUUGAAAUCUUUAACAAUUUUUUACGAAUUAUAAAAAAUAUAUACUUAAGAUUUUUUUUAUCUAAUCUAAUCCUGAUUUUUAUUUAUUUAAAAUUAAGUGUAAUCAGAGACUUGAUUGAAGGAAAAUGUUAA